Molecule: messenger RNA, 1500 nt
Organism: Penicillium bovifimosum
Lineage: Eukaryota; Fungi; Ascomycota; Eurotiomycetes; Eurotiales; Aspergillaceae
Product: pepsin-like aspartic protease
Exons: 1
Coding region: 1-1500 (499 amino acids)
Biological process (GO): proteolysis
Molecular function (GO): aspartic-type endopeptidase activity
Source: RefSeq, a predicted model, not a curated record
AUGCAUCUCUCAUCAUGCCUGGUCUUGGUUGCCGGCAUUUCAGGCGUACACGCCUUUUUCCCGUGGGAGUUGAAAUUGCGGGCAGAACUAGGCCAGGGCUCAACCGAAAAGAAAAACGAACGUCGCUUUUUGCCAUGGAAUUUGAUUGAACCCAAAUCUGAGGAUGACAGCUCCGACUCGAAACCUUUCACUCUCGACGUGAAAAAGAUGCCCGUUCGUCGUGCCAAUAAUUACACCAUCGUCGAGGCGUAUACACCGUCGCUGGAUAACAGUGUGCAGUUGAACCAGGAUGGAACGGACUAUUCAUACUUCUGUCCAAUCCAGAUAGGUUCCGAAAAGCAACUCAUGUGGAUGCAAGUCGACACCGGAGCACCCAGUACCUGGGUCUACGGCUCGCAAUGCGACAGACCCAUUUGUCAAAAUCGCCGCACAUUCAACUCAUCAAAGUCCACCAGCUACGAAAAAUACUCAUCGUCGGGAUUCACUAUCUAUUACGGCAGUGGCGAAAUUGAUGGAGAGCUGGGGAACGACACCAUCUCAAUCGCAGGUCUCGAGAUAACGCAAACUUUCGGCCUAGCUACCAAUGCCUCCGAGCGUUUUGAGAACUAUCCAUUCGACGGCAUCCUUGGUCUGGGGCGAUCCUAUACAAAUGGGUGGAAACUGCCAUCCUUCAUGGAUAUUGUCGCCGACAAGAAGCUCCUCAAGUCAAACUUGGUUGGGUUUAGUCUUUCUCGCGCUGAAACUGAUGCCAAGGAUGGAGAGGUCAAUUUUGGUGGUGUCGAUACAACCAAAUUCGAUGGCACCAUCUCCUAUACCCGCACCGAAGGCGAGGUCUGGAGCAUCCCCAUGGAUGAUGCUUAUGUAAAUGGGCAAAAGUGCAACUUUUCCAGAACCUUGGCUACAAUUGAUACAGGAACCACCUAUGUUCUGAUCCCUCCCGAUGACGCCAAGACGCUCUUCUCUCUUGUCCCUGGUUCCUUCCAGCAGUCGGACAACCCGAGCAACUACCUGGUGCCGUGUACCUCAACUGCAACCAUCGAGUUUGAGUUCUCGGGUGUUAGAUAUAACAUCUCUCCCAAGGACUACAUCGGUAGCGCCCUUGAGGAUGAUCCAGAUCACUGCAUUUCGACCAUUGUCAGUUAUGCACAAAACAACGCAACCUGGCUUGUGGGCGAUGUCUUCUUGAAAAACGUCUACACGGUGUUUGAUUUCGACAAUGCGCAAAUUGGCCUCGGGGCGCUUGCCUCUUCCUCGGCCGAGGCCCAGAACGCGACCUUGGAGUCAAUUUCCUCUUCUGAUUCCUCUUCCGGCCCCUCUUCCCCAACCCCGGUGGCGGUUCCCGCUGAGGGCAAUGGGACAUUCACUCCACCGCCAGUCGCUACGACUACUACGUCGGCUGCGGAAGCGACUUCCUCAUCGGCGGUUUCGGCCGCAUCCCACUUUACUCGUGGCAUUAGCUGGUCUAUGCUCACUGUUAUCAUUGGCGCAUUUGCUAUCUGA